CUGCCCGGGGCGGGCCGUGGGCGCCCAGGCGCCCGCCUCCGCCGCCGCCGGUGGCCGCUGACGUCAGGGAGGCGAAACCCAGAAGAAGAAGAAGAAGAAGAACGGCACGAGGGCGGAAGGGGAAAAACUUUAUUAUUUUUUUCUUAUUCUCUUCUGGGGCUGAAGUGAAGGGCAGGCUACUGCGCCAGCGCGGAGAGAGCCGAGCGCGACACCAGCCCGCUGCGCGCGGAGGAGCUGGGCCCCGGAGGCCCGAAGGGGCUCCCGGCAUGUGGGACCCCCAGGACUUUGAGCGCCACUGGCAGGCCGAGUUCCCUGGGGAGGAGGCGCCCGUCAUGCGGCUGGACUCGGUACUGGACAUGGAGCGCGAGCUGGAGCGCAGCAAACUCAACCUGAAGUGGCUGCAACAGGUGCUGGCUGAGGAAAAGUUCAAAGUCGUCUACCUGCAGGCGGCCCUGGAGAAGCGGGACCUCGGCUGCGGGCGCCUGGAGGGCGGAGUCGGGGACAGCAGGGGGUCCUCGGCUGAGGAGCCGGCCGGGCCGGAGAGGGAGCCGGCGCCGCGCGAGGAGGAGGGCGCAGCGGGCGGCGGCGGAGACCCCCCGGGCCCGUCGCUCCCUACCACGGAGGUGGCCGCGAAGGCCGAGAGUCCCCCCUACCUGUGCCGGGACCUUCCCACCUGGCCCAGGGCGGUGGGGGCUGGGGGCGCGGUUCGCAGCUUGACCGCCGCCAUCCACCAGCAGCUACUGCAGCCUCGCCUCCUCUUCAGGCCGCGGGAGGACUGCGCGCCCCCCGACCACGAUGGCACAGUUCCCAGCGCCCCGGGAGAGGAGCGGUCCGCCCGGACCCGCGCGGGGCGGGGCUCGGAGGAGGACGAGCCGGACGCCUCGGGCGCGGACGAUGGGGGCAACAGCAGUGACCACGACUUCGAGAUGGUGGAUUUGAACGAGAAAUACACUCUCAGCCAGUUGCUCGUGACCCCUUGCCGGCCCGGGACCUGCGAUGAGGCGGAAAAGCCAGCGCGGGCGUACGGUUCCCAUCGCUGGAUGCACCUGAUUCUCGGGAGCCGGCGGCAGCCGCGCGGGAGCCGCGACUUGGAGCAGCUAGAGGCAGAGGCCAGGGACGGGCGGGGCUCGCCCCCGGCGGCAGAGGAGCUCCCCCAGCGUCGGGCUCGCGAGCCCCUCCCCCCGUGGCGGCGCAAGAGGUUCCUGGGGCUGCCCGAGCGGGACUCGCCCGGCCACAGCUCGCCCGAGAGGGGCAGUGACUGCAGCCACAACAGCUCCGACCACGAGGAUGGCUCCUUUGCAGGACCUGGUCUUAGCCAUGUUGUGGUGGAAUCCCCUUUCGGUGGUCAGCACAGUGCCUUGCAUACAUCCCCAGCAGACCCCAUUUCAUCCGUUGCUGAGGUGAACCAUGAGGGCUGCCACCUGCCCUUGGGGCUCCUGCGUGGACUUGGCCUCACAGACUUCAGCUACGGGGCAGACGACUACGACGGAGAGGGGAAUGAAGAGCAGAAGAGGCCCCCGGAGGGCUCGGAGACCAUGCCGUACAUCGAUGAGUCGCCCACCAUGUCGCCCCAGCUCAGUGCCCGGAACCAGGGCGGCGGGGACAGCAUCUCCCCCACCCCACCGGAGGGGCUGGCACCUGGGGUGGAAGCAGGGAAAGGCCUGGAGAUGAGGAAGCUGGUUCUCUCGGGGUUCCUGGCCAGCGAAGAGAUCUAUAUUAACCAGCUGGAAGCUCUGUUGCUGCCCAUGAAACCCCUGAAGGCCACUGCCACCACCUCCCAGCCCGUGCUCACCAUCCAACAGAUCGAGACCAUCUUCUACAAGAUCCAGGACAUUUACGAGAUCCACAAGGAGUUCUAUGACAACCUCUGCCCCAAGGUGCAGCAGUGGGACAGCCAGGUCACCAUGGGCCACCUCUUCCAGAAGCUGGCCAGCCAGCUUGGCGUGUACAAAGCGUUUGUGGAUAACUAUAAAGUCGCUCUGGAGACAGCUGAGAAGUGCAGCCAGUCCAACAACCAAUUCCAGAAGAUCUCCGAGGAACUGAAAGUGAAAGGUCCCAAGGACUCCAAGGACAGCCACACGUCAGUCACUAUGGAAGCUCUGCUCUACAAGCCCAUUGACCGAGUAACCAGGAGCACCCUUGUCCUACACGACCUGCUGAAGCACACACCUGUGGACCACCCAGACUACCCGCUGCUACAGGAUGCCCUCCGCAUCUCCCAGAACUUCCUGUCCAGCAUCAAUGAGGACAUUGACCCCCGCCGGACUGCAGUCACAACCCCCAAGGGGGAGACGCGGCAGCUGGUGAAGGACGGCUUCCUGGUGGAAGUGUCGGAGGGCUCCCGGAAGCUGCGGCAUGUCUUCCUCUUCACAGACGUCCUGCUGUACAUCCAGGCGCUGAAGGCCGUCUUUGAUGCCAAUAACAAGGACAUCCUGCUGAUGCUGAGUGACACGGACAUCAAUGCCAUCGCUGGCACCCUCAAGCUAUACUUCCGGGAGCUGCCCGAGCCCCUCCUCACAGACCGACUUUACCCAGCCUUCAUGGAGGGCAUCGCCCUGUCAGACCCUGCUGCCAAGGAAAACUGCAUGAUGCACCUGCUCCGCUCCCUGCCGGACCCCAACCUCAUCACCUUCCUCUUCCUGCUGGAACACUUGAAAAGGGUUGCUGAGAAGGAGCCCGUCAACAAGAUGUCCCUUCACAACCUGGCUACUGUGUUUGGCCCCACGUUACUGAGACCCUCAGAAGUGGAGAGCAAAGCACACCUCACGUCGGCUGCCGACAUCUGGUCCCACGAUGUCAUGGCACAGGUCCAGGUCCUCCUCUACUACCUGCAGCACCCCCCCAUUUCCUUCGCAGAACUGAAGCGGAACACACUGUACUUCUCCACCGAUGUGUAGCCCGAGGUGGGAGCGUCUGGCGGGGGUGGCCCGAGCCAGCCUCUCCAGCCGGGGACCCAACCUAGACUUGAAGGACUACAAUAGAGAACUCCCAAACCCAGCGCUCCAGACUCCAAGGGACACAGACUUCCAAGAACUGGAAGACGUGCAUCUUUUGUGCCACCUUGUACAAAGCCAGCUGACCCGGCCCCAGCCUUGCUGCGCACCCCGGGCUCUGCCCUCUGUUCCUCUAGUUGUGUCUAAUGCUCCGUGCUGUUCGGGGAUUGGUUUACGUCUACUUGUCAUGCAGGAAAGGUAGUGACCGACCCGGUGUGGGCACACAGACAGCCUGCUUUGUUCUUUCAUUUCCUCCAACACUUUCUUUCCUCCAGUCCAGUCCAAGGGCUUUUAUUUUGCGCUCUGUGACUGCUGCCAGCUUCUCCUCUCUUGGCCCUGCCCCCAGAUUGCAGUCUCCUGGCAGCCUCCCCUCGGUCUUCCUCCGCCCUCUCCUCCCUCCCAGCCUGCCUGCAUGCAUGUGCAGCCUCGGUUUUUGAUCCAGCGCCUCGAAAGCUCUGAGGAGGCCCUGGGCGGCGGUGGCAGUGGUGGCCCGUGCCAUGCCACCGCCUGCCGCCCCCGGCCUUUCCUUGCCCUCUGCCUGCGGAAGCGCACCUGCUUGCCUUGCCGCCUGUGCAAAUGUUGGACAAGGAGACAGACUCACACGAAUCCUCAGCUCAGCACAGGCUGGAGAGCGGAUUUCGGGGAUUUUUCCACCUGAGAAUCUCCAUUUCUGGGUUUAUCUGUUCUGUCUCCAGUACCAGUGAGGCAUCUUUGACUGUUUCUUCUGCUUUUCAGUUCCUUUUCCCUUGGUGUUCUAUUUCCUUUGAGUAUAAAGACUCACAAGUGACCUGCUGUCAAGGUAGCCAGAGGGUCAGGAAAGAAUUGGGGGAGGUGGGAGGGUCAGGCCGGCGAGGAAAAAGGACAGGUGGGACGUUGAGAGGAGCGCCAGGGAGCGCUGGGUGUCCUGGGCUGGGGGGAAAGAGGCCCUCGGCAGCAAGCAGUUGUGGUGGCUUUUCUCGUGGAGCUGGGCUUCUGGGAGGUCAGCUACUACGGCUGAAGCAGGUGUCCAGAAACAGGCAGGUUCUGUCCAGGAGGGCUAGUCCUUCCCGGUGCCUCCCGUACCUCAUGGCACCUUUGCCUUAGGGUUUACACUUUCUCCACAGCCAAGCACUGCCAGGGGCAGCCCCCACGGCCACGUGUGCUCCAGGCCCUGGGAAAGGCAGGCACGGUCCAGCUAGCCAGCCGUCAUGGUGCUGCCUUCCACCCCCGGCUUCUAGAUGCAGCUUUGCGGGUGAACUCGGGGAAACUCCAGGAGCUGGGGAAGAAUGAGGAGUCACAGGUACCUGCCUCUCUCGGGACUGGGUUUUGCAGGGGACCCUCGUUGUGGACGCUCUGCUCCAGAGUAGGGGAUCAGCAGGUUCCGAUCCCAACUCCGAGGCCCGCUGCUCAGCACUGGAAAGGAGUGAGAAGUACCCCCAAAGUGCAAUUUCUUCCCACCUGAGCAGCGGCCACCGGCCUCUGGCAGUUAGCCUGCGGGGGCAGACACUCCCGGGCUGCAGAGAUUGGAGCUGCAGUACACAGCUCCCUGGCUCUCCUGUGUGGCAGAGACUAGAUUCUGGGCCCUCAGGAUUGGAGAGAAGAGCUCCCCUAGCUUGAGCUCAGGGCUGUUUUAAAGAAGGGUUUAGGGCCCUAAAGCCGUAGCACGUGCUCAGUGAGAGGAAGGGCCCUUUCUCAUCCUGUUUACACCUGUUGCCCAGUCAUGGGCAGAACGGUACACAUUCUGUGCACAUCGGAGGAAAGAGCUGCCUAAGAGGAGGGAAAUACCGACCCCCUAGCUGCCUGCUAGCAGCUUAGCAAGGAGCCCCGCUCCCUGAGACGGGGUAGAGAAGGAAGUCCGCUUGAGUCUAAAGAUCCCAGCGUCUGAUCAUCCCUGGAGUCUGCUCAGCACUCAGGAGCUGGUAUGUGGCAUGGAAGGCUCUUGCUUCCACAGCCAUUGACUGGAAUGAACUGGAGGCCCAGCUAGAGCUAUUUACAGCCCCAAAUGGGUGCCUCCCACCUCCCCAAAACAAGGGAGGUUUGCUUCUCAGCAUCAGGUAGCUACUGCAGCCCCCCAAACCUCACUUAGGCAAUGAGAAUGGGAGGAAGGCCAGAAGGGCUGAGAAAUGCAAAAGGCUCAGAAUAUUUAUAAAUUGCACCCCCAAGAGUGGGGAGGGGCGGGUACCAGACCUGGACUGAGCUGCACCAAGGAAAUAGCCCAUGGGUUCUCCUACGAGACAGGGACUGUGCAGCCCAGAAGCCCCAGCCACUGUGCCCAGCAGGGCAGGCUGUGCCAACAGAGGCCCAUCAGACAGGCUACAGGAAUCCUGCAUGCCUGUCCUUGCUGGCAACGGCUGUGGGCUGUCGGUGUUUGCUGAUACAGGUAGGAUGGGACACUUCAUUAAUAUUUGACUUUAAUAAGUUGGUAAGGAUAUAUUUUUCUUUGGUCUAUGUUCUGUUUCAACUUACGUAGAUUAUAAGUUGAUGUAAACCACGUGAGAGGAAAAUGUUAAUAAAAAAAAAUGCAAAGCCCCAACAUUUGCACACAACUCAGCCCUGUGGUGUGGACGUUUGUGUUCUCAGGAGUCCAGGGAAGACCACCAAUCUAAAUAUUUAACUCUUCCAGCUGCAUCCAGAUGUGCUUCCAACAAUCUGUUUACCUAGUGAACUCCCCCUUGAGCUUCCCUUUGGCCUGUGGGGACUGUGGCGGUUUUGGGGGGCGCUGAGCCCGCGCCCCCUCCUUGCUCUUUCACCAACGCCUCCAGCUCAGUCACCAGCCGGUUCUUCUCAUGAAAUACAACUGCCCCACCAGGGGUGUGGCCAUCAGUAUGCCUCAGAGAGAUGGCAGGAAGUUGUCCAUGCAAGUGGAGGCUUAUUUUAUGUAAACUUUUCUCUACAUUUUCCUUGGAAGUAGCAGGUCUUUGGGGCAGCCUUUUGUCCUCAUCUGCUUGUUGGAGAGGCUGGAUCCCCUAGAGGGCCCAUCCUCCCUGUAAGAGAGCUAGUGGGGUUAAUGUAGGCUCCCACCAGCCUAAGCCAUUGGACACUGUGUUUAUUCUGGCGAUCAGGAACAGAUGUCUCUGAAAAUUGGUGUUUGGUUUAUGAGCUCAUACUGCCUCCUUAGCCAUCUACAACAGGAAACUAUUCAUCUCCUCUCUUGACUGAACAGUCAACGUGGACAAUGCUUGGCUUAUUGAACUGAUGGCUACUGACAGCCCAGGGCUCAUCUUUUUCAAGGCAGUCGUGAGGGCAGAGUUUCCUGUACUCAGUCAGUCAAUGUAUUUGACCCCACGCACUAGACUGGAUGGCAGAAGAUGCUGGGCUUCUAGCACUGUAACAGGUGCCAGGGUAGGAGUAUCUACUCUUGCUCUAAGAAGUGCUUAUAGGUGACUUAUUUACGGACGGUAGAGGAAACACGCCUACAUUUGUUCUCUGACCUGUGAGGAUACUCCAGCCAGCCUAGCAGCAGUGAAGCCUCGUGACUGAGACUGGGACAGGCAUUCUAUAGAAUUCCCCAAAGAAGGACAUGAGUCUUGUGUACCAGCUCACUCAUUCCAAAGGCAACAGCAGACACGGCCAGAGGAAGGUGUUACCAGCUGGGUUUGACAUUAUCUCACACACACACACUCAGGAUGUCUGGACGGUUCAGCUGAGUCUGAAUUCUGGUUAAGGGUGGGUGAGCUGGAAGACAGCAGACAAGGGGGCAGAAAGCCAAAAAAAAGGCAAAAAGGCAAAGGCAGAAUAAAGGAGACGUUACCACUGGCUUAAGGUGGCUGGAAUUACAUGGCCCCCACCAAGCUACCUGCCUGUCCUGAGUUCAUCUUCACCCCACCACCAAAGCACCCGAGUAAAGCAGCAUCUGUGGCAGAUCCCAAUUGUAAAAGGCUAUUUCUUUGCACAUGGCACAGAAUGAGGCUGAGCUGCUGCUGUCAGAAAAAAGGCUACCAGGUCAAGUCAAAAACACUAAUAUGUUUAAGGAAGAAAAAAAACCACUGACACCAGAGAAAAUUGGUCGUGGUGAACAGCUCAACACGGUCUGAUCAUAACCAGUGGCUGCUGUGACUUAGUCACCAGGAUGACCAGAGCAGGACCCUUCACACACUGUGUCCUUGAGCCGGGCCUGGUCUGGUGGUCAGAGCAGAACACCAGUGUGUGGUUUAGACCGCAGGCAUUCCCAUUGGCCAGCCCACAGGAGGGUUUUUUUUUAGAAGAGGCCAGCAGGGGUUAUGCGUGGAAUUUCAACGCAUCCUAGGACAUGGCUAGGCUGGGCUUCUUUAGGGGAAGGCCCUGGCCAAUGUAACAAUCUCAGUGAGGAUAACACUACUCUGCAGACCCUGGGAACCUAACAUUCCCAAACUUCUCA
This is a messenger RNA of Physeter macrocephalus (sperm whale), 7329 nucleotides long. RefSeq names its product ABR activator of RhoGEF and GTPase (gene ABR). The transcript is spliced from 16 exons. Gene Ontology annotation, biological process: protein phosphorylation; intracellular signal transduction; positive regulation of GTPase activity. The coding region runs from base 267 to 2897 and encodes 876 amino acids. Gene Ontology annotation, molecular function: guanyl-nucleotide exchange factor activity; GTPase activator activity; protein serine/threonine kinase activity. The record is from RefSeq and is a predicted model, not a curated record. Lineage: Eukaryota; Metazoa; Chordata; Mammalia; Artiodactyla; Physeteridae. Gene Ontology annotation, cellular component: membrane.